Molecule: messenger RNA, 1008 nt
Organism: Prorocentrum cordatum
Lineage: Eukaryota; Dinophyceae; Prorocentrales; Prorocentraceae
Source: the annotation of a GenBank genome assembly
GAGGUCUUCCUGGUCGACAACGCGGAGCUCAGGACCCCGGACCCCGGGCUCGCGUACCGGCUCAGCAGGCGGAUGGACCACAGGGACUCCUCCGUGUCGCCCGCCGUCUGGGGCACCGCCGUGCGGGGGCUGGACCGGGGCGGCGGCUGGAUCCAGGUGGGCAAGCGCUACCUGCCCGAGCGCGUCGCGGGCGCGCGCGUCCUGGUGAGGCCCCAGGACGCGGCCGCGCUCCUCCUGGCCGGCCUGCAGGGCCCGGCCGCCGCGGGCGCGGGCCGGCAGCAGCGCCAGCUGGUGGCGUGCUCCGACGAGGAGGACGAGCAGGCGAGCUGCCUUCGCGGGGCGCUGCCAGCCAGGCGCGGGGAGCGCCGCUGCACGGACCCCGCGUGCCUGCUGGCCCUCCUGGGCUGCCUCGCGGCCCUGGGCGCCGUCUUCCGGCAGGCGCGCGCCGAGGGCGACCUGGCCAAGCUGACGCGCGGCUUCGACUGGAAGGGCGACAUCUGCGGCGUCGACGCGCCGGUCAGGUUCCAGCCCUUCCUCUACUGGUGCUCCCAGCGGGGCGACGAGGACAUCGCCCUGGUGGACGGCGUCUGCGUGGAGCGCUGCCCGCAGGGCGACGGGAACUCCACGUGGUGCCCUGGUCCUGUGGCCCCCUUCGAGUACCGCACCCCGACCAGCGACGGGAAGGAGCAGGUCAUGAUCGGCAUGGUGCGUAACCUGACCAUGCGGCAGGACUACGCCAGCAGCGAGGCGCUGGGCUACUGCUUCCCCACGGCGAACGCCCCGCUCCUGAGGAGCAUCCUGCACCGAACGCACCUGUCCUCGUUCACCAAGCAGGUCUGGCUCGCCGGCAGCGGGGCCUCCGAGAACUGGCGGUUCCUCCUCUGCGUCGCGGGCGUCUGCGUGGUCAUCGGCUACGCCUUCCUGCUCGUGCUGUGGUGCUUCUUCGACAAGCUGGUCCCGGCGGGCUGGCGCCAGCGCGGCGCCGUCGGAGCCCCCCGCCCCCUGUAA